UGAAUGUCGUAGUUGUGUGGAGCCUAGCGCUCUUUUCCGCGGCAGGAUUUUCAAUGAGAUGACGCCUCGACGCCAGCCAAUCAGCUUCUAGGGGUCGGUCUCUGGAACUGGCCGCAGUAGGUUAUCAGCGUGAAUCCUCGCAGUCCGAGGUCAGGAAGCCAGAUGAGCCCGCAGAGAAGCGCUUGCUCACCGCGACCAGCACAAGCCAAAAGUCGCUGAGAGGACGAGGAAGUUCGGUAUGCAGAAGCAAUGCUGAUUGACCUGCACGCAGCCAUGGUACCGAAGCGCGAGCCGGCAAAGUUGGAGGAGCGCGAGCGCACGCAGGCGGCGUGUGAGUGCCAAAGCCAAUGCAACAACUGCAAAAUCUUCCUGAGUUUGUUCAUCCUCUCGCUCUCUCUGCACCUCGUCACGCUCUUCUGCUACCUGGACCUGCGCUCGGAGCUCAAACGCGAAAUAUCCCAGAAAAACAAAGAUGAAGUGUCAUCCACCGGGCCAGUGCCGCACUAUGAAGCCACAGAGCCGGUGCUCCAGUCACCGGACACCGACCACCCAACAAUAGGCGACCAGAGCAGAUGGAGGGAUGAACACGCAAGAGGCCUGGAGAGAGUCAUUCAUCGCACCAAACGUUCAGAAACUAAUGGAAAAAAGAAAGGCGAGCGAAAAAAAGGCAAGAAAGGGCCCCCUGGUGCUCCUGGACCUCCGGGCCCACCUGGUCCACAAGGUCCACCUGGAAUACCAGGGAUCCCAGGAAUUCCGGGCAGCAAUGCCAUGGGUCCCUCUGGCCCACCCGGCCCUCCUGGGCCACAAGGACCACCUGGACCACAAGGACCACCUGGACCUCAGGGACCUUCAGGCGGUGAGAAAGCCAAACACAGAGAGGCACAGCCAGCUGUGGUGCAUCUUCAAGGUCAAGAAACCACUAUCCAAGUGAAAGAAGAUUUGUCAGAAGGUGUGCUGAAGAAUUGGAGGAUGAUCUCGAUCCACCAGAGAGUGUUUAAAAUGCACUCGCGCUCCGGAGAGCUGGAGGUCCUGCUGGACGGAACAUACUUUAUAUAUAGUCAGGUAGAAGUAUAUUACCUGAAUUUCACCGACAUCGCCAGUUACGAGGUGAUGGUGGACAAGACUCCGUUCUUACGCUGCACGAGAAGCAUCGAAACCGGCCAGCGCAAGUUUAACACCUGCUACACAGCCGGAGUGUGUUUGUUACGAGCCCGUCAGAGAAUUUCCAUCCGCAUGGUGUACGAGGACACCUCCAUCUCUAUGAGCAACCACACCACCUUCCUGGGCAGCAUCCGGCUGGGGGACGCCCCAUCUGCAGGACACACCUGAUACCAGACCUGAACACACACAGAUCAGUACCCAAAACACUCGAAACACCCUCUGUCAGCCCUUACACACCAAAGCAGACUUUAAAAAAUCAACUAGAAAACUCUGGUUUAUAUGACUAGAUGAGCUGAGAGACUAUGUGUGUGUGUCAAACAGACUCAAACAAACACACAUGUGCGCAUGGAGGAAGUGAAGCUGCAGUGUUUUCAGGGACUGGAGCAAACGGAGGUGUUUCUUUUUUCCAGUGAGAAACUCUAUUGUGUUUCUAUGCAGCGGACACUCGAUCA
This is a messenger RNA of Danio aesculapii, 1613 nucleotides long. It is a transcript of the gene eda, whose product is annotated as ectodysplasin A. Gene Ontology annotation, biological process: animal organ development; immune response. Gene Ontology annotation, molecular function: tumor necrosis factor receptor binding; death receptor agonist activity; death receptor binding. Gene Ontology annotation, cellular component: membrane. Bases 250 to 1329 code for a protein of 359 amino acids. The transcript has 8 exons. The record is from RefSeq and is a predicted model, not a curated record. NCBI's taxonomy places the organism in Eukaryota, Metazoa, Chordata, Actinopteri, Cypriniformes, Danionidae.